Molecule: messenger RNA, 375 nt
Organism: Hymenoscyphus albidus
Lineage: Eukaryota; Fungi; Ascomycota; Leotiomycetes; Helotiales; Helotiaceae
Source: the annotation of a GenBank genome assembly
AUGACCUUUGGAGAGAGUGAGGACUAUACUUUGUUACCGCCACUGUACAACCCAACCUCUCUGCCAGAUAAUUUGCAAGCUCAGAGAGAGCUGACAGCUCUCAAAGGGAAGUAUCAGCUCAUAGAUGGACGGAAAUGGAGUGAGACUACAUUUGAGAGAAUCUUGGAACAUUUGAGCCCGUUCAAGGAUUCAGUUUAUGCCCUGGACCAGGCUUUGCCGGCGAGGAAUGAUGUUAACAUCACUGCAAAGGUGUUUGGGAGUAAGAGAAUCAGGGAAUCUUUGUUACAGGCUGCGAGGGAUGAUAAAUUGGGGGUUUUCGCAGGAAUUGUCGAUGAGGAUGAUAAUGAUUUGUUCGGGAAUUCGGUUAGUAAUUAG